CUGAAUGACCCUAGCGCUUCCUGGUGACCUUGUCGACUUUAUUUUGGUUGUCGUUUCUGUGUGGAUGUCUUUUGUCCAUUGGAAUGUCUAAGUCAUCAUUACCUCUUGAAAUCUUUUUCAAAAAUUCCAAGUUUCUGAAGAAAACUGUGGUUGUCAGGGCUAACGAUUAUAAUGGUGCCUUUAAGGCGCUUCGAAAAAUACUGAGUUUAGAUAAGGUUAUGAAUACAAUCGCUUCACAAGAAAGAUAUGAGCGACCAACAGAAUGGAGACGAAGAUUCAUGUAUGAACGUUGCAAACGUAUCUAUGACGCUGAAAUGUCAAGGAAAAUCGCACUGGUGACACGUAAACAUAGAGUUGAUCCAUGGCCUCGAUAAAAUCAAUAAAGUUGUUGAACCGUUGUUUAGUACUGUACAGGUUCACGAUGGAUAGUUUUUAUUAUAUAAUUGGCUCAUGUUUGUGUGCGCACAUUCGUUGUUUAUUGUCUUUUUUACUUCCUGCUCCUGGAGAUUGUUUUGAUUUUGUAAAUGCAGCCAUUUAAGAAGCUAUAUAAUAUAGUGUUUUCUAAUGCGGCUCACAAACUGGGGUUUUUUCAAAACAAUCCCAGCGUUUGCAGCACACAAUCUUCAGAUUGAUACACGAAUGUAUUCAUUUAUUACUUCUCCUUCACUAGCUGUUCAUAUGUCAGUAAUAUUUUUGCGUUCCAGACAGGUUUAGUUUGCUCGGGCCGUAGGUAUUCACACAUCAACUUUACCUAGCAUCAGUAGUAGCUUGUGAUUUUGAUAGAGCGCAUCGCUUGACUUGUUCAUCCUGUAGUAUCUGUCAGAUGCUCGUUACAAUCAACUGCAAACAAACGUCGUUCCUCUCGAUUUCUGAUAUCACAUGCCAAGUAAACUUUGCAUCAACAUUGAUAUUGAAUAUCGAUUUGUAGAUCUGUGUCAUUGGUUUAAUGAUCAUCAGUGAAGUGACCAGAAAAGAAGGUUUAACGUGGAAUGAGUUGAUAUUGUUCACCAAUAGCAAGUAGGUGAGCUAUCUGAGUCAGAACGUUUGCUCUCAUUAGGACAUCAACUUUCAUAGUAUGGG
Messenger RNA from Heterobilharzia americana, 1080 nucleotides. Lineage: Eukaryota; Metazoa; Platyhelminthes; Trematoda; Strigeidida; Schistosomatidae. The record is from the annotation of a GenBank genome assembly.